AGAGGCACGGCGCUUGCUUACAAUGAAACACAGGCGGAGGCAGGCAGUGGAACUCUAGCCUGUGGUGCCUGCCAUUUAGACCGAGAGAUGGGUAGAUGACGACCGAGAGCAAUGGAGUCGAGGGCUCGUUGGUAGCAUGAAUGACAGGUAUCACAAGGCGGCCCGGGAUGGCUACCUGGACCUGCUGAAGGAGGCUACGCGGAAGGACUUGAACGCGCCGGAUGAAGAUGGCAUGACACCGACGUUAUGGGCCGCUUAUCAUGGCAACUUGGAGGCUCUGCGACUUAUCGUGGGCAGAGGAGGCAACCCUGAUAAGUGUGACAUAUGGGGGAACACACCUCUCCACCUGGCGGCCGCCAACGGCCACCACAACUGCCUGUCCUUCCUGGUGUCCUUCGGUGCCAACAUGUGGUGCCUGGACAACGACUACCACACGCCCCUGGACAUGGCCGCCACCAAAAGCCACAUGGACUGUGUCCGCUACCUGGACUCCAUCGCCGCCAAGCAGUCGGCCCUCAACCCCAAGCUGGUGGGGAAGCUGAAGGAGCGGGCUUUCCGCGAGGCCGAGAGGAGGAUAAAGGAGUGUGUCAAGCUGCAGCGGAAGCACCACAAGCGUAUGGAGCGCAAGUUCCACAAAGAGGCGGCGUCGGAGCAGUCCAUGUCAGACGCCAUGAGCUUCUCCAGCUACACAGGCAGCUCAGUGAGCCGCAAGCUGCACCACCUAAACACCACCACUGUCAGUGUGCCAUACUCUCAGGCUACUCUUCACGCCACAACCCGAGGCAAGACCAAGAUCCAGAAGAGGUUGGAGAAGAGGAAGCAAGGGGACGGGACCUUCAAGAUCUACGAGGACGGCAGGAAGAGCGUGCGCUCCCUCUCGGGCCUUCAGCUGGGCAACGAUGUCAUGUUCCUUAAACAGGGAACCUAUGUCGGCCCUCGGGACCGCGCAGGGCGCCGUGGCAACCUCCGAGACAUAUUCCACGGAGAUGCCAACAACGACGCCAUCUCUCGUGCCAUCAGCGAGCCGGACUUGUCUUACCGGCCCGAUAUGGAAUACUCUGAGGUCAGCACCGACUCGGGCCACGACUCUCUCUUCAACCGGCCCGGUCUGGGAACCAUGGUGUUCCGACGCAACUAUAUCAGCGGCGGCCUGUUCGGCAUCGGCGGGCGUGACGAGGGGAGCCUCAGCGGAGGAACCGAACGGGCCGGCAGCACCACCGUGCGGCUGCGCAGCCGGCUGCGGCGUUCGCCCAGCCUGGACGAUGGGGGGGACAGCAUCGGCAGUGCCAGCAGCCUCCGGGAAAGGAACCGCCAGGAGCUUCCCUGGGACGAGCUGGAGCUGGGGCUGGAUGAUGACUGCGAGGCUGUGACCAGCCCGUUGGAGGUGUUCUUGGCUGCACAGACCAUGGGCGAGUUCCUCACCGUCUUCAGGCGGGAGAAGAUCGACCUGGAGGCGCUGCUGCUGUGCUCGGACCAGGACCUCAAGAGCAUCCACAUCCCCCUGGGGCCCAGGAAGAAAAUCCUAGAUGCCUGCAAGAGACGUCUGGAGACCCUUGAGGACCCUGACUACAUCGAGGACACCCUGCUGUGAAUGGUGAAUGACACUUUUGGAUCUGAAGAUGCUGUGUAGAGGACCUUGCUGCUUCCAUGAAGGACAGAGAGCUAUGGCAUGCCAUCUUUUGGAGCAUUGCGUCACCAUACGCAGUCAGCCAAAGACUGCCUGGAUCUGUAUCCACAGAACACAGUGUUGAUGUGCAGCAGUGUUCUUGUAUGUCAUGUGGCACAGUGUACAGAGAGAA
Oncorhynchus masou masou (cherry salmon) is the source of this 1799-nucleotide messenger RNA. It is a transcript of the gene ush1ga, whose product is annotated as Usher syndrome 1Ga (autosomal recessive). The record is from RefSeq and is a predicted model, not a curated record. The transcript is spliced from 4 exons. NCBI's taxonomy places the organism in Eukaryota, Metazoa, Chordata, Actinopteri, Salmoniformes, Salmonidae. Bases 137 to 1591 code for a protein of 484 amino acids. Gene Ontology annotation, biological process: sensory perception of sound; equilibrioception; sensory perception of light stimulus. Gene Ontology annotation, molecular function: protein binding.